Molecule: messenger RNA, 1308 nt
Organism: Paramacrobiotus metropolitanus
Lineage: Eukaryota; Metazoa; Tardigrada; Eutardigrada; Parachela; Macrobiotidae
Product: gamma-glutamyl hydrolase-like
Exons: 9
Coding region: 185-1183 (332 amino acids)
Biological process (GO): tetrahydrofolylpolyglutamate metabolic process
Cellular component (GO): vacuole
Molecular function (GO): gamma-glutamyl-peptidase activity
Source: RefSeq, a predicted model, not a curated record
ACCGCUCGAUCAUUCACUCCUUCGCAUUGUGGAGAUUAAAAACAUUAUUAGAGGUGCUAGAUUUUUUGUUAGUAUAAGAGCUCGUUCCAGCAUCGCAACUCUUGCAGUGCGGUUUUGGCGUUGAUGUUUUUAUCUGAGCAGUUUAAUCUGGUUUUCAGAAACCUUGAAUUUUAAAGCUUGCAAAAUGUCGCCUGGAAGCACAUCAUCAUUUUCACCGUUUUAUAUACUUUUUGCAUUGAUUUUGUUGAUGGUUUCGGGCCUCGGCGCGGCUGCCACAACCACCGGAAGUUCCGUUCCGGUUCCCACUUCCGGGCCCAUUAUUGGAGUCCUGGCGGAAGAAAUAACGUCGGAGUCUAUGCAAAAAUUUGCUACAUCCAAUACAUCGUCUUUCAUAACCGCUUCGUACAUAAAAUGGAUUGAAAGUGGCGGAGGUCGUGCAGUACCCAUUACUCUCAAUCAACCGGAUAGUUAUUACAAUAACCUGAUCUCUAAAUUGAACGGCCUCGUGUUUCCUGGAGGUGCGGCAUCGUUACAUCUGGGUGGAUAUGCGAAAGCGGGAAAGGUUCUCUAUGGCACUGCACAGACGAUGAACCAGCAAGGCAAUUAUUUUCCCAUUUGGGGCACCUGUUUAGGAUUCGAACUGCUCAGUACGUUCACAGCUGAUCGGGGGAAUAUUCUGGGCUCAUGCAGUGCAGAAAAUAUCAGUUUACCGGUGUCCUUUCAAAAUGGAUAUAAAACCUCAAAAAUGUUGGCCAGUGCCUCGACCGACAUCCUCAGUAUGUUGGCCAAAGAGCCCAUCACCGCCAACAACCACAAGAAAUGCCUGGCUCCGACUAAUUUCACGGCCAAUGGUCUUAACACCAAGAUGAACAUCUUAGCGACUUCAGUUUCCCAGGAUAACGUUGUUUUCGUGGCAAUGGUGGAAGAUUCUCGAUAUCCUUUCUAUGGCGUUCAGUUUCAUUCGGAGAAGCCCCAGUUUGAAAGUCAUCAUCCAUCAGCGGGAGCCUUUGCAGCGCAUGCUGUCCAGGCCGGCCAAUAUUUUGCAAAUUUCCUGGUUUCUGAAGCAAAGAAGAACAAGCAGCGCUUCGCCAAUAAGGAAGAAGAGGAUAAAUAUUCUAUCCACAGCUAUAAACCAAUUCCCGCCAGAGGAACCAUCUACGAUGAAAUCUAUGUUUUCAACUGAACUGUUCUAGUAUUUUGAACGUUAGCGAGAAGAUUUUACGAUGUCUUGGGUGCUUGAUUAGUUACAAUUUUUUACGUAUCUAAAGAUAUACGUUUGGCUGCGUUUAUAAAUAAUCAGUGCGGCAA